Molecule: messenger RNA, 754 nt
Organism: Ornithodoros turicata
Lineage: Eukaryota; Metazoa; Arthropoda; Arachnida; Ixodida; Argasidae
Exons: 4
Coding region: 80-754 (224 amino acids)
Source: RefSeq, a predicted model, not a curated record
CAACAGGUCAAUUUGCAGACGAAUAUGAGUUCGCAGAUGAUGCGCGACAUGCGUGGACGGCGCGACGAAGUGAUGUGAUAUGGGUUGUGCGGCAUUUAAGAGUGAUAUUAGUGGAAGGACCAGUAUAGUGCUAGACGAUGACGCGGAAAGCAGACGAGAUUCUAGGUCGAACGUGGUAUCUGACACGGGGUCCUUCCCGCCAUCGCCAAGACUGUUUCGGAAGUCGUCUGCUUCUAAAGGGAAGAAACUGCCGACCGUGGAUUUGUCGUCUGGAUGCGGACCGUCGUCGCAACGAUUGGGCACCCCUCGGCCUCCGAACGACGGAACCCAGAGCACAGAUUCGGGGAUCUACGAACUGGACGAAGGUAUCAUCACUGAACUCUCGGCACCGGAGAAGGUCAUGCACGUGGAAAAGAAUUUCAGGCAUCCUGAGGACGUGGACGAUCUCGUAAUUGAAGGCAAGCAGUGUCCACGACGUCUCAGCGGCAAGGAGAGAGAGAAGAGAGAGGAGGAAGAGAUCCUCGACAAAUUGAGGGAAGAAGGACUUGUGGUACGACCGGGUAGUAAAGCUUCAGGUGGCCUUUCGUUCGAAGUUUCCCAGUCCGAUACGACAAGGAACUCGCAUCACCUUCCACCAUUAAAGAAGAAGAAAACAAAGAAAACGAGAAAGAAAGAAAUCACGUCGGAACUCAUCGAUCAAAGGUUGGAACAGGCGGACGCACGAAGAAAGGCAAGUUGGCCGCUUCUUUCUUAA